GAGUACGGCUGUGGCCUUGCGCCCCUGGGCGAGUAUAGAGUCGGAAUCCACGUCGGCGCGAUCUUCAUCAUCCUCAUCGCCUCUGCGCUCGGCGUCGGCUUGCCCAUCGUUUUGCAACGCCACCCCGACGCAGCUGCGAGGUCCUCGACGGGCUUUCUCAGCAAGGUCAUCUCUGAGUCCUUCUUCGUCCUCAAGCACGCCAGCUACGGCAUCAUUGUGGCGGUGUGCUUCGUCCAUCUGCUCAUUCACGCCUUCAUCUAUCUCGGCAACGAAUGCGUGCAGCCCCUCGCCUACGAAGCUACAGCAGCAUCCAUCACCAUGGGUGGCGUCCUCUUUGUCUUCAUUGUCGACUUUUUGCUCCUUCAUUCUAUUCGUCGCAAGGCUGCCCAGGCACAAGACGCUGUGACGCAGGCUCAUUCCGCCUCGGCUUCACCUACCAAGGGCGAAGUUGCCGAAUGUGGCAUCCUCGACCCGGAAGCCACUGGCUCGAUAGGCGAUGAGACGCUCGCAGAAGAUGUGCGACAGGCAAAGGCCAAUAUGCAAGUCUUCGAGCUUCUUAUCUUCGAGCUUUCCAUCCUGCUGCACUCGGUCAUUAUCGGAGUCACGCUCGGAGCUUCGGACGGCUCUGGUUGGUCCACGCUGCUCAUCGCCGUAGUUUUUCACCAGCUGUUCGAAGGGUUCGCGCUCGGAGCACGCAUUGCGGAGCUCCCUCAUCGGGUCGGUGGUCCGCUCAAGAAGUUCCUCAUGGCGACCGCCUUUGCGCUUAUCACGCCCGUGGGUAUCGCAAUCGGCAUGGGGAGCCGAUACUCGUGGAAUCCCAACGACCGCAGUACAUUGCUGGUGAUGGGCAUCCUCCAAUCCAUCAGCGCCGGUGCCCUGCUCUGGAGCGCGCUCGUCGAAAUGAUCGCGGGCGACUAUCUCUACGGACCCAUGGCCCGUGCCAGCCUUGGCCGCGGUAUGGUCGGGAUUAUCUCGCUGCUGAUUGGUGCUGUGCUGAUGAGUGUGCUGGCGCAAUGGGCAUGA
This is a messenger RNA of Tilletiaria anomala UBC 951, 1023 nucleotides long. RefSeq names its product Zinc/iron permease. Gene Ontology annotation, cellular component: plasma membrane. NCBI's taxonomy places the organism in Eukaryota, Fungi, Basidiomycota, Exobasidiomycetes, Georgefischeriales, Tilletiariaceae. The transcript has a single exon. Gene Ontology annotation, molecular function: zinc ion transmembrane transporter activity. The record is from RefSeq and is a predicted model, not a curated record. Gene Ontology annotation, biological process: zinc ion transmembrane transport. The annotation marks the transcript as partial.